UCGGAGAAUCGUUAACGCAUGUUCUCCGCAGUUGCUCUCUUUGUACUUCCUAUCUUCUCUUCGUUUCUCUCCAACGCUCGAUUAUACAUCUAUCUUUUUUCUAAUAGUGCUAAUAGCUAAAGAGCGAAGGGCCGCGACAAAAAGCUAGGCCUGUAGAUUCAUUUAUAUUUCAUGGUAUCCGUUCGAUACCAGGAAGUGCGAAGCAAGAUUAGCAAGAAGUGUGCGAGAACGUUGCGAGCGAAAGCUGAAGGCGAAGAUCGCGGUGGACGCGUCUCUUUUGAUGCACGUUUUCAAACGCGGAGCUCACAAACGGUAAGAAUUGCCUCUCGUAAACAACCGAACAGUCGAAGACGUGUGGGUAUCCUAAUCUAAGCUGUUGUAACGUUGCUGCACGUUGCUGCCUGCACGACCAAUUAUUCCAUGAUUUCUCGUGCCAGUCACCGUAUUACGUCAUACGGUCGUGUAAUUGUUGAUAUCGCAGCAUUCGCAGCUCGGAAGACGAUAAAGCCUUUUGCCCGCAAGUGGCAUUCGGCCGACCUCGUGUUUCCGCACGAAUUGGAGCCAUGGACGAUUCCUCGUUAACGGAAGAUACCGGGAUAGUUAUAAACAAAGAAGAGCACUACGAGGUAAUAGAUGAAUGCACGGAAGUAGAGACAGUAGAGACCGUAGAGACACCUGAAACGACAAAAGACUUGCAGGCAGAGGCCGCGGAGGUUACAACUUGUCUAAAGUUUGAUGAUACAGCGAAACAAGAUUCCAAGGCUGACGCUGGUGGGAUAAAAUCUCACGAUAACAACAUGGAUAAAUUGGUUCCGAUGGAUUGUGAUGAGGAGUCGAACAAUGAUACUACUGAUUUCACUGCUGAUAUUAACUUAGAUCAGUUUGAUGGACAAAAGGAAGUAACAGAUGAAGAUGUAAUGCAUCAUUUAGACGUGAUAGAAAAUAUUGAGUUGGAUCCUGAAACCUUUGGUGUAGACGAGUGUAUGAGGGAAAAUGAUCAAUCCGAAUUGUUUACCAAAGAAAGAGAACAACAGGAGGAAGAGAAAGAAGUGACAGUGAUCGAGGAAGAAUUCGUAGAGCAUAAGUGGUAUGAGAUGAAGCUUGUAGAGAAAGAUGCUCUUUUAAGGGAAAGACUGUCAAAGUUAGCUCGAGUGUUAACAGUUUCUUAUCCUUCUUAUGAGAAAUGGUUAGAAAGAACAGAAAAGAUGGAAGGAUCACCUAUAUGCAAGAUAGAUCCGAUCCGACGUUGUUCGUUAAAGAAACCAAAUACCAAUCGAUGGAAAUUUCAGUGCAGAAAAAAGGAGUCAAUAAUAAAACAAGAGAUCGAUUCAGAUUCUUGUAGCAAUAAUUUCAAAACAGUCUGGUACCUUGAACAAAUUGGAAUAGGGGGUAUCGAUAAUGCAAGUGAAUUACCAUCUUUUGUAUUAAAGGCGAUCAAGAUAUUUGAAGAUUUUCUUCAAACAACUAGAACUUUGACUGAAGACACAGUUUCUGAGAAUUCAUUGGAUAACAUAUCUAUGGAUGUUGACAUGAAAAAAAAUGUAGAUCAAGAUAACAGACUACUAUGGUUGUAUUUGUUAGUACGUUGCAAUAGCAAGGAUGAACUCAUGCUCUUUGCAACCGGAAAAAAUAUUGGUCCUAGCAUUAUGGAUCGUUUAAAGCAGACAUAUGAGUCUGGUCCUGGAAAGAAUUGUAAUGUCAAAUCUCUCUAUUGCAAAUCGUUGAACAAACGCGACAAUAAAGUCGUUACAACAUUCUUAGUGGGAGCAGAAGCUCUAGACGAAAUGGUGGGUAAUCUAAAAGUGCAGCUUGCGCCAAAGACAAACUUUUGGUGUAACGCUGCCGGUGCAUGGAAUGUAGCUAAAGCAGUUUCGGACAUGCUUCAACCCACGCCAAAAGUUACAGUACUUGAAAUCGGUUGUGGAAUUGGCGUAAUUGGACUUACAAUAGCAUCUAAAUGUCGAGAAGUGAUAGGAGUUGAUUCACCUUCGGAAAUAGAAGAAGCUGAAAUGACGUGUGAAUUGAACAACAUAUACAAUGCAUCGUUCAUAAUGGGAUCUCCAUCUGAAGUUGUAGAAAAACUAGAUUCUGCGCGUGAUUUACACAAUAAAAAUCGUCUGACUUAUUGUAUAGUCAAUGCAGGCACCAAUAUGGGUAAAGCUAUUGAAGUAAUGACAUGCUUAAGAAAAAUCAGUUCUCUUCGUCGUAUUGUAAUGGUCACUACAUUGACAAAACAAUCGGUUCGAGCAAUAUUAGAACUUGCACGACCUAUGGGAAAUGGGCUCGGUCAUCCAUUCAUGCCAAUUCGAGCAUGUGUCGUCGAUACGUUGCCUACUGGACCUCAUUUCGAGGUAGUUAUUCUAAUGGAACGUAGACUCAUGCAUAGGCUUACGCAGCCAUGGUUUAUCAAGAUACUGGAAGAAGAAAAUAAGUCGUUGGCUAACACUAAGGCUUUAGAGAAAAUAAUCAAUAAAACUGAAAAUGUUGAUGUACAAUUAAGAAAGAAUCCAUUAGCGAAACCCGAACUUGUGGAAAAAACCAAAGCGUCUCUCACAAAAAAGACAACCAAACCAGUGAAAAGCGGUUCAGGUUCACCAGUAAAAGGCAAAAUAAAAUUGAAGCGAGACCAUUCGCCCGAAAUAAUAGAAAUAAAAAAAGUGUCUAAGAAAAUCGAAAAUCCUGGAUUUAAAUUGGGGCAACAGGAUGUUACAGUUAAGAAAAAGAAUUGGCUUCAUGAAAACUCAACACUUCGCAUCAAUCCAUUAUUCGAGAAAAAAACAAGGGAGAAAGAACAAGUUGAUUUAAGAGAAAAAUUAUUGAGUAACCGAAUUGACACAGAUUUAAUACAGAAGGUGAAUGAAAGUCGAGAUAUUCUUGAAGCAGCCAAAGAAAAGUUAAGCGGUCCAUCUCCCAUGGUUGACCCAACGACCGCUAAGGAAUUAAAAAAUGUAUUAAGUUUGGUUCUCGAUCAAACCAAUAAACUUCAAACUCAAUUGCCGCGUUCAGUGUGGGAUCGCAUUGCGCCACCUGAGCCGGAACCAAAGUCUCAAGCCAAAAAAGACCUUGAUGACGAUCCUCUUUUGAAAGGUCGAUUUGUACAAGAAACCCGUGCUCAGGCUAUUGUUAUCACGACAGCGAACAAAGAAUAUUUAGAAACCGAGGUUCCCAAGCCAAAAUUUAAAAAAUAUCAUAACCUAGCACCACUAGAGCCAAAUAUGGUGAUGCCAAAAGGAAAAAAAUUUAAUAAACCUAAUAACAACAAAUUUAACUUUUCUCAAAAAUUUGACUACAAAAAUAGACAACAAAAUCAAGAUAAUUCUUGGAAUAGAAAUAAGGGUUUUGACAAAAAUCGCUGGAACGAUGCAGGAUCUGUGAGAAAACCUAUUUCUCCAAUGAAAAAGCAGAAUUUAUCGUUUAAACAACGAGCACCACCAUCAGAUAGAUAUUCACCGAAGCGUCCAUUACUAUCACCACCGAGACGUCCGAGCUCGCCACCUAGAAGACAUCUUUCCCCAGAUAGGCCGUAUCAACCACAUGACUCUCCGCCGCAUCGAGAAUAUUCUCAGAGACGGCCAAUGUCGCCAGUAAGGGUAAUGAUGUCUCCAUCUGAGGAUCGACAUCAAAUGUCGCCACCCAGACGUUCGUUCUCACCAAUUAUUGUUAAUCGAACGAUAUCUCCACCAAGGCGACCAAUGACAGUUUCAGGCCGGUCAAUGUCACCUAUGAGACGGCACAUGUCGCCACCAAGGCCACAAUUGUCUCCACCGAGACGACAUAUAUCUCCGAUGAGGUAUGAGUUAUCCGCGAGACAGCCGUCUCCCGAAAGAAGACCUAUAUCGCCUGUUGGCAGAAUUAUGUCUCCAUCAAGACCAUCAAGAGACAUGAUUCCACCGCGGCAUCAGUCGCCUCCCAUGAGACGCUUUUCGCCCCAUCGAGUAUCACAUGUACGUAAUGCCUCGCCUCCAAGACGGCAGCAAUCGCCUCCAAGACGUCAGCUAUCUCCUCCAAGGCGCCAAAACUCGCCACCAAACAGAUUUGCGGAUGAGUGGGACAUACCAAGUCGAGGCGCUAUUGAACAGAGCAGCACUUGGCAACGGUCCGUUAAUGAAAGACCGGAAAACGUUUGGCAUAAUGAGAGACAACCGACAACGAGUGGAAAUUGGCAGCCUUCGUCUGAUAAUGAUAGAUAUCGCAAGCCAGCAAACCAAGACAAGUCCUGGGAUAUCAGAGAUUCCUCAUCUCAUGGAAACUCAUGGAAUGCGAAGCAGUCGCUUCCAAAACCCAGUAUGAAAGAAUCAUGGCAGACUUCGGAUAAUAGAUGGUCCGGUCCAUCUAGAUCGGGAACCAGUGGUGAAAAUUGGAAUCGGGGCAAGGAAAGUUUGGGUGGCCGCAACAAGGAGCCGUGGAUGAAUACAAACAAGCCGCGAUGGGAACAACAGCAAUCUAACGAUUGGAAUCAAGGUGACAAAGAUGAUUGGAACGACCUUCCGGAAGACGCGAGGGAUCCCUGGGGCGAUGAAAGCAAUCUUGGGUCGAAGGAAAGGUGGAACGAUACGAAUCAGGCUACAUCGUCGACCAAUUGGUUUAGAGAAGCUGACAAGGGGGAUUCUUGGGCUAAAUCUAAAGAUAAUUGGCAAAACAAGUCGCAAACAUUUCCAGCGAAAUCGUUAUGCCAAAACAGUAAUAAUCCGAGCAUAAACGACACGCGCUGGUUACCUCUAAACGAUACGAAUAAGAAGGCACCAUCAUCCAAUUGGCAAGGAGGCUCUAACGUUGGAACCAACGUUGGACCCAACGUUGGAACCAACGUUGGAUGGCAAUCAAACUAUGGUUUUCAGUCGCAGCGAUCCUUUGUGCCCAAUUUGUUUAAGGAUCGACGUUAGAUAAGAUAUUUUUAUGUUACACUCAAAGUAAUAAUUGUUAGCAUCGCUUUUCAACAUUUCAAUUUCAACGUUUUAGUUUAUAGAGCAAAACACAUGGGUCUUUUUUGGAUAGGUAUUGAAAAAUACAAAAAAAAAAAUAAAUAUGUGAUGUCGAAUAAAGUUAUGUAUUGCAGAAUAUGUUAAAAUAUCCAUCUUUAUUGUGAUUUACAUUGUGAUUUUCAUGAAACAGUACAGUGCUUUUCUGUUUCCCUUCUUGUUUCAAGUGAUAUUCACGUAAUGUUACAAUUUUAUUUUGAAACAAAUUACAUUCAUUUUAAUGUCAAUGUGUAAUUCAAUUAAGUAAAAAAAACUACUUAUCCCUAGCUUUCAUGCGAGUGUUAUUAAUUAGUUACAUUAUUUUUGUAAUGAGAGAAAUAAAAUUAGAUUAUAUGCAUAAGGCGCAUUGUAUAUACAUAACUUUACAUUAAUUAAGUUGAUAGAUAUUGAUAUGUAUGUACGUAUGUAAUAAGCCGACUGUAUCUCUCAUUGAAGCAUUUUCAAAAAUAAAUUACAUUCAAGCUAA
Temnothorax curvispinosus is the source of this 5445-nucleotide messenger RNA. RefSeq lists its product as uncharacterized. NCBI's taxonomy places the organism in Eukaryota, Metazoa, Arthropoda, Insecta, Hymenoptera, Formicidae. Gene Ontology annotation, molecular function: RNA methyltransferase activity. The record is from RefSeq and is a predicted model, not a curated record. The coding region runs from base 564 to 4883 and encodes 1439 amino acids. Gene Ontology annotation, biological process: RNA processing. The transcript is spliced from 10 exons.